Molecule: messenger RNA, 5055 nt
Organism: Acanthochromis polyacanthus (spiny chromis)
Lineage: Eukaryota; Metazoa; Chordata; Actinopteri; Pomacentridae
Gene: sart3
Product: spliceosome associated factor 3, U4/U6 recycling protein
Exons: 19
Coding region: 65-2890 (941 amino acids)
Biological process (GO): RNA processing
Molecular function (GO): protein binding; RNA binding
Source: RefSeq, a predicted model, not a curated record
AGACUCCGCCUCCCGUCGUCCUGCUGGCUUUUUAGCUUGUUACCAGGCAGACACACUUUCCAACAUGGCAGCGUCAAGCAACGCAGAGCAAACGCAGUUGCAGGACAUGGAGGAGGAAGAUGCGGGGAUGGAGGAGAGAGAGAUGGAGUCGGACGGAGAGGAGGAGGAGGGCAUGGGGGUAGAAGAUUCAGACGACGAGGAGGACGAUUCGUCCGAGGACGAGAAAGAAAACGAAGCCGAAAUCCAGCGUUUGGAGGAGCAGCUGUCGAUCAAUGCUUUCGACUACAACUGCCAUGUGGAUCUUAUCAAGCUACUUAAGCAGGAGGGGGAACUUUUCCGUCUGCGAAAGGCAAGGCAGAAGAUGAGUGAGCUUUUUCCUCUCACUGAAGAAAUCUGGCUGGACUGGCUCAAGGAUGAGAUCCGUCUGACUGAGGAGGAGCCAAACCGAGAGAAAGUAUACGAGCUGUUUGAGAGAGCUGUGAAAGACUAUAUCUGUCCAGAUAUCUGGCUGGAAUACGCCCAGUACUCUAUUGGUGGCAUGGGCUCAUCAGGUGGGAUAGACAGAGUGAGAGCCAUCUUUGAGAGAGCUGUGACAGCUGUGGGGCUUCACAUGACCAAGGGACAGACGGUGUGGGAGGCAUACAGGGAGUUUGAGAACGCCAUUCUGUCCACAGUGCAGCCGCCUCCUGGCAGGAUUCCCAGCCACGAGGAGCAGAAGCUGCUGAACACUCAGCUAGAGCGAAUCCAUACACUGUUUCGCCGCCAGCUGGCCGUCCCCUUAAUGGACAUGGAAGCCACGUAUGGAGAGUACGAGGAGUGGUCUGAACAUGGGGUUUCUGAGACGGUCAUACACCAGUACAAAAAGGCUUUACUGCAGAUGGAGAAAUGCAAAUCUUUUGAAGAGUCACUGAUGGUAGCAGAACCUCCUAAGUUGGCAGAAUAUCAGGGCUACAUCGACUUUGAGCUAAAGGAGGGCGACCCUGCACGCAUCCAGAUAACCUUUGAGCGGACUCUGGCGGAGAACUGUCUGGUACCAGAUAUGUGGGCAAAAUACACGACCUAUCUUGAUCGUCAGCUGAAGAUUAAAGAUUUGGUUCUCUCCACUCAUGAACGUGCCGUCAGAAACUGCCCCUGGACCAUGGGUCUGUGGAAGAGCUACCUGUUAGCUCUGGAGAGACAUGGAGCUGACCAUCAGACUGUGUCAGAUGUUUUUGAGAAGGCGCUGAAUGCUGGUUUCAUUCAAGCGACAGAUUAUGUGGAAAUUUGGCAGGCGUACCUCGAUUACUUGAGGAGACGUGUGGAUUUCAGUAGAGAAUCAAGUAAAGAGUUGGAAGAGUUGCGAGGAGCCUUCUCUCGAUCUCUGGACUACAUGAAGCAAGACGUUGAAGAAAGGUUUGGCGAAAGUGGAGAUCCUUCUUGUAUCAUAAUGCAGAUCUGGGCAAGGAUAGAGGCCCUUCACUGCAAGAAUAUGCAAAAAGCCAGAGAACUGUGGGAUAAUAUCAUGACAAAAGGGAACGCCAAAUUUGCUAACAUGUGGCUGGAGUACUAUAACCUCGAAAGGUCUUAUGGAGACCCCAUUCACUGUCGAAAAGCUCUCCACAGAGCAGUUCAGUGCACCUCAGACUACCCAGAGCAUGUGUGUGAAGUCCUGCUCACCUUUGAGAGAGUGGAAGGUUCUCUGGAGGACUGGGACGCAGCAGUGCAGAAGACGGAGACCCGGCUGAACAGGAUUAAUGAGCAACGAGCAAAAGCGGCAGAGAAAGAAGCCAACCUGGCUCGCCAAGAGGAGGAGAGAGCCGAGCAGCGGCGGAAAGCCAAGUCAGACAAGAAGACCCAGAAGAAGUUCCAGAAGGGAACUCGAGCUGGAGAGAAGAGGAAAGCAGAACAAGAUGACUAUCAGGAUGAAUGGAAUGAAGACUCCGCUGCGAAAAGACACCGAGGAAACAGUGAUCACACCACAGAUGAGUACAUGGAGACGGAGACCGGACUUUUUGGGAGAAACGCUCCACCUGGGUAUAAGCCCGGUCCACCUGGCAACAAAAAAGUGCAGCAAGCAGCGGCAGCUACUGCCCAGAAGCAGAAUGAUGAUAAUCCAGAGCUUCGAAAUGACAAUACCAGCGUGUUCAUCAGCAACCUGGCUUACACCCUGGAGGAGCCAGAGUCAAAGCUCAGGACGCUGUUUGAGACCUGUGGUCCAGUCACACAGAUUCGCCCAGUCUUCAGCAAUAAGGGAACCUUCAAAGGCUACUGCUAUGUACAGUUUGAGUCGCCAGUGUCGGUCCCUGAAGCUCUGAAGCUGGACAGACGGGAGGUGGAGGGCAGGCCCAUGUUUGUGUCACCUUGUGUAGACAAAAACAAAAAUCCAGACUUUAAGGUGUUUAAGUACAACACGUCAAUGGAGAAACACAAAAUCUUCAUCUCUGGACUGCCGUUCUCAUGCACUAAAGAGCAACUGGAGGAGCUCUGCAAAAGCCACGGCACCAUCAGAGAGGUCCGUCUGGUCACGUAUCGCUCAGGAAAACCCAAGGGGCUGGCAUAUGUUGAGUUUGCAGAUGAAACCCAGGCCUCUCAGGCAGUGCUGAGAAUGGAUGGCAUGGAUGUAGAAGGCAACAAGAUCUCUGUUGCUAUUAGCAACCCUCCUCGCAGAAAAACGAUGGAUAAACCUGGUACCAGCGACAUGAUGCCUCGCCAGGUCUACGGAUCGAGAGGCAGAGGACGCACCGGGCUCUCUUUGCUCCCUCGUUCCCUACACCGACAGAGUGCGCCUGUUGGCAAAGUUGAGAACGGGACUGCAGCUGAGCAAGUGACGGCCAGCAGCACAGCGAAUGCAGCCGGAGAGCCGAAACCUUUGUCAAAUUCAGACUUUGCCAAAAUGCUUCUCAACAAGUGAGGAGACGAGCAGGAGGAUUAUGACCGCCUUCAUACUGAAAGCCAUCUUGUGUCCUUACAAAUUAGUGUUGGUGAUUCUUCUGUAAUUGGUUACCUGAUGUCCCUUUAAUCUCAGUCAUGCUCUUCAUCGUCCGUUCUGCAGAUUUGCCUUAAUCGCUGUGCUCCUGCCCUCCCGAAACCUUUCCGACCCCGAUUUUUCACCAGUGAGCCAGAUUGUUUUUGUUGGGUGUGUUUAAAAGUGGCUGCCUGGCUGUUUUAUAUUUUAAAACAAAUAAGUGUAUCAUGUUUGUGUGUAAAUAUACUGUAUCUAAAAUUGUAAGCCUCAUGUUCAAAGGUCUCUUUUUUUUCUUUCUUUUUUGUUGUUAUUGUGCUCCGUUAAAGGGAUCUGACAGAAGUAUACGUGAGAGUAUUUUUUUAAAUGUUCAAAACAGCCAAACUUGUGAAUGUUGUUUUAAAAAGGCAUAUGCAAAAAGUUCAGAUAUGGUGUAGUAUAGUUGGUGUGUGUACAUACGUUGGAUGUGAUAGUGAUAUGAAAAGACAUUCUCCGGGUGUUUUUAGGGAGACACGGACUUUUGUUGUGUAACGUAUUUUGACCUCUGAGGACACAGCUAACAAGACUAGCUGUUUUUUUUCCCUGACUGUAUAGUAACUAAUCCAUAAUUUUUGCAUCUCUGAGUUACUAUCUGCUAUUAAUCCUCGGUAUUACGAUGCUGUGGUGAACCCUUAAAGGUUCCAUCGUGUCGGUUAACCAGCUUAUACUUUGAGGGUUUUGUAUUACAGUAGAAAAGCUGCCCUCAUGCUUCAGUUCCAGUGUUUACAGACCUGUUCUAAUUAUACCGUCUUAUGAUUUAUCUGAUUUCGUGCAUCACUUGUAACUGUUACCAUCACCUGUCUGUUCAGGGGAAGAACAUCCGUAAGCAAAUUAGUCAUGUUUUAGGCAUCAGUCUGAUUCACAUGCUGUGGACUGAAAAGACACUUAAUGGGAAAUGAAUCAUCCUCCUUUCACCCCGUUACAUUUAAAGAGUGCACAUGUGAGCAGGAUGCUGGUGAUGCUGAAGAACUGCAUCUUACUGGUUGCUUUGGUGGCUGGAAAGACACACAAGACUCAUGUCUGCGUUCUGGUUUGGUUUAUGACAAAUGUUAUAAGUGUCUUGCGCUGUCAGUUAUCAGAAAUAAGAGGAAAACCAUUCUUGCAUAUUGUAUUUUUGGUGUCUCAAAUGAGAGAAUAGAUUCAUUUUCUUACAUUAUCGAAGGUAUUUUGUUUUAAACCGUUUAUACAACAAAACGGUGACAAGCAGUCUUCUAAUUCUCAAGCAAACUAUUGAGAAAAAAAAGAAAAAUAUACAAUCUAGUUAUUACCUGCAGCCCUGCAAUAGCCCACUGACGUAAGCGAAAACAUUAGUUUAAGGUGUCAAAGAUAGAACACAACUGUAAGUGCACUGUAAAAUAAUCCAUUGAUUAAUAUGGCCAACUGUGUUUUGGACCUUGUUUUCGGCUUAGUCGGUUUCACUCCUUUACUGAAGUUGUGUUAGAUGCUCUUCUGUGUAUUCUACUAAAAGGCUUCUAUAGAGAUAUUUAUUAGAUAUAUCAUCUACACAUAUUAUUUAGGACCGCAGCUCCUUGGACACAAUAGAAGAGAAUCUAUGCAGUUUACCCACGUUAAGGAUCCACAAGUCGUCCAUCAGUCCAGUUGUCUUGUUUGAAUAUUAUUGGUUCUGUUAGUGUACAUAAUGUUCAGUAUACAAAAUUUUAAAAAGGUCACCAUAGUUUGUAAUAAAUUAAAUUUUCAAAACAGAUGAAAUACAAGCUGUAUGUACUGCUCUCACCACAGUGGCCUAAUCUUAAAAAGAAAAAAAAAAUCUAAAUAUGUUGGUCGGUAGAAGUCACCUUCUGUUUUCAUUGUUUAAUGUCCAAUAAUAAGAAGUUAUAUUGUGCGCAUUGCUGUUGUUUUGUAUAAUUUCUAUAGUCAAUAUUUAAAAUCUAGAGGUAAAUAAUAAAAGGCUAUUUUUUUCAACUGUAGUAUUUAUUUUCCUGUGUUUUUGAUUAUCUACCCUUUUCUACCCUUGUGUUUUUGGGUCCUGUACAAAAAUUAAGAAUAAAGUCAUGUAAUGUUUUUGCUUUGUUACCUGGUCUAAACCUUGUUUUAAUAAAGUCAUGUAAAUCAUC